This is a messenger RNA of Doryrhamphus excisus (bluestripe pipefish), 3391 nucleotides long. RefSeq lists its product as uncharacterized. Lineage: Eukaryota; Metazoa; Chordata; Actinopteri; Syngnathiformes; Syngnathidae. The record is from RefSeq and is a predicted model, not a curated record.
AUCUAUUCUCAGUGCAGGAAGAGGAAGGCACAGCAUGUUGAAACGCAAAGCAGCAACGAUGAUCUUCCAUCUGAGUGACCUCUGAAGAGGAGCUACUGCAGGAAUAUUCCAGAUGACAGCCGCCCAUGCAGUGAUGCAUCCUGAGCCGGAUGGGGAGACCAGUGGCCAUGAUGGGGUGGGCCCCUGUGACAGCAAUGACAGCGAUGAGGAAAGCAGCCAGUGGGGGCCACUGACUACAUGGAGUGGGUUGUCCAUCAUAGAUAGAGUCGGCCUCAACAGUGGGAAGAUGUCCGAGACUGACUUGGAGAACACCUUCUCUCAGAUUGCCUUGGCUUUCAGCUGUGACCAAUACACCCUGAAGCAGAGGCUCCAGGCGGAGGAGCACGCCCGCAACCUGGCUGAGGAGAACAUCAAGGUGGAGUUGUCCCGAGGCCGAGAGACACUGGAGGCACUAAAGGGCUUAUGUCUGGACAGCAAGCGCAGUAAGAUCCUGCAAAGGCUGGAGAUGUGUAUGGACAUCCUUGCUGGAACCGUGGAACGCAUCUCCAACACGGCUGAGGUGCUCGGAGCAGUGCACAAGGAGGCUCAUGUGAGUCGAGCAGUGGAGCUCAUGGUGGCUCACGUGGAGAAUGUGAGGAGGCGGCUGGACAGACAUGAGGCGGAGCUGGAGGAAGCCAAGAAGAUGAUUUUACAGCAGAAUUCUUGCAGAAGCAUUGUUGAACCAGGAGCUCCUUUAGACUCAGACAACCGACAGACUGACAGCUGGAAGAAAUGCAUGCAGCAGAAUGGCAGUCGCCGCCGAGUCAGUAUGUCCUUCAUUCCAAGUGAUGUCCUGCCUCACCAGAAGAAGGGAAAGAGAGAGUCCAAGAAGCGGGCCUCUCGUGGAGAAGGUGACACAGGAAGUAAGUCCCGCUUGCCUCCCCCCCUGAGCUUGGAGUCCAACUGCAGUAGCCUAGAUAAAGAUGGAGGAACCCCAGCGGAUGACAGGCCGCAGGAUCCAGGUGAAAGGGUGUCUGCGGCUGGAGUUCCCUUCGACAUGGCCCCCAAUCCCUCAGCCACCCCCACCCCAGAAUGGCCCGUCCCAACCAAACCAGCUGCUGGUAAAAAGCUGCAACAGAGGUUGCGCAAUAAAUGGCCCCUGCACAGGAGCACACAGGACUCAACAAUACAGACACGCAAAAGCAAAGCUGCUUCAUCCAGGAAAAAGACUGAUAAACAGAAAAAAGGAACAAAUGUCUGCUGGGGGGUCUCUUCAGGCAGAGAUGGGCCACGAGGGUGGCCACGCCCUCUGUGUAGCCGGUUGCUCUCCUGCAUCUCCAUCUGUGUGCUUCUCUCCACCAUAAGCUGCAUCUGCAUCCUGUGGAUGCUUCAUGGGGGGGGCCCAAACCUUGACCUCCGCUUCUGGACCCGGUGACUUUAAGAAGGAAGCUGGAACUCCCCCUGUGAGUCUGCAAGGCUCUUUAUGUACACAAAUGGAACCUUGCCAUGUGGACGCUUUGGUGUGGAGUUGGCAUUUAAAGAAACACACACCACAAUGCAAUCCUUUAAUAGAAAAUCUAUAAAACAAUACAAUCACCUGCUUAGUGACACCAUCGCCAUCACCAUCACCAUCACCAUCACCACAUCACUCUUAAAGGCAUCAGGGAGAAGAAUACAUUCUUCAUUUCGACAUUCAACUUGUUAAAUCUUAACUACGUAUAUGAACCAAACCUCUAGUAGUCUUACGUAGAGCAGCAAAGCUUAAAUAGUAGAUAAAUAUAAAAAUGAUAUUAGGAGCGGAGAAGCAACUGGGGGUGACCCCUUUGUGCAAAGUGUGUGUCGGCCACAGGAGUUCUCCUUCUAACGACGUGACCCGUUCUUCUACGGCUUCACCUCGCAUCUACUAGAAAAGCAUGUCAAAUAAAUAACAUUGGCACGUCGCCUGACGUUACGUUCUAAAUUAUGCAAUAAAAAGGGUGCAUCAUCAUCAUCAUUCUGUCAUUCUCAUAGAGAGUCCAAUAACUGCAGCCUCUAAUACAGGAAGUAGUAGCAUAGGUGGGAAUAACACACCGUGGGGGCGGGGUCAGUCACAGUUACACCUGGCUCACAAUUUCUGCAUGUUCUGCAACAAACCACUGGAUGGGGGUCCCAUCUGCAGCUCUCUGGAGAACUAGAUUACCUGAACCCUACAAGAAGAUCAGAGAGAACAUGAUGUCCAAGAAUCCUUUAGUGACAUUUGAUAAACACUUCUAUUAUUAUUAUUAUUAUUAUUAUUAUUAUCAGUGACGUAUUUCCUCAGAGGAGUUCUUUAUUCGUUCUUUGAAUGAAUCGGCCACCUCCUCCAGCUCCUCCAGGAGGACACCGAGGUGUUCCCAGGCCAGCUGUGAGACAUACUCCCUCCAGCGUGUCCUAGGUCUUCCACAGGGCCUUCUCCAGGCUGGGCAUGCCCACAACACCUCACCAGCGAGGUGUCCGGGAGGCAUAGGCUCCUCUUGAUAAUACAGUGUUAUUCAAAAGAAUGAAUGGUUUCAUUAUGCAAUAUUGCAGUAAAGGGGACCUAUUAUGCGCCUUUUUGGGCCCUUUGUAUCAGUUUGUGUCAGUGUGAAAUGCCCUUGACAGAUUAAAAUAGAUUUCUUUUGCUUUUGCAACCACUUGAUGAUGGUGCCGUCUUUAGGAAUUGGAACAAAAGGCCCUUUAAGGCAUUGUUAGCAAGUAAACAGCGGAGCAGCCUUUGGAGGAGGGCAGAGAGCAUAUCUGUCUUACAGCCAUGCCCAUAUAAGGAAGUCUGCCCAUCUGUGUUGUCACAAAGAAACAGUUUUACCACACCUUCUGAAAGCGAGCGUUUUGAGCCAUCCCAAACUUCUUUCAGUGCUCACUUCCAAAUCCCUAAACCUCAUCAUCGGAACCUUUGGCAUGGUUUAACACCAGAAUACAACAUUCUAACUACAUUUAUAGGUUAGAAAGGUGGAAAAAGCAUCACAGGUCCCCUUUAAGGAAACGCAAUAGAAAACUCAAUCCAGGUAUUCUACUCAUAAUCAAGUUUUAUUUCCAUGUGGCCAACAUCUGCAGCUUGGCCAACAGCCAGAUGAUUGAUGAGGUUAUUCAUUGUCUAAGGUCAUGGAGGUUUGGGAGAUCUUUAACAUGUGCCCACAAGAAAAGAAUCCCACAUGAUGAGGUCUGGGGAUCCUAGACUGAGCAAAGAAGAGCAAAGAGCAAAGCUACUGGGCCCCCUUCCGACCACUGGUGGGGGAGGAACAGGAGGAAUUCACUGACUCCUUCCAUGACAAUGCUUGAAAACUGAAAGAAUUCAAUAACCCUGUAUAGUGUCAUGGGGUAAUAAUUCUAAUACAUACAAAACUACUAUAUGAUAAUAAAUAGAGACCAAGUAUUUAUCUAUUAUGAUAAUAAAUAG